Molecule: messenger RNA, 957 nt
Organism: Enterospora canceri
Lineage: Eukaryota; Fungi; Microsporidia; Enterocytozoonidae
Source: the annotation of a GenBank genome assembly
AUGGAAGAGAGUGAAUUCUAUGACACAAUUAUAGUAGGAAGUGGACCAGCAGCAUACACUGCUGCGCUAUUUCUGAAGGAUAGGAAGGUGCUGAUGCUGCUGGGAAGCCUAUCACUUGAGAUUGGCCCAGGUGGACAGUUGACGACAACUACAACUGUAGACAAUUACCCUGGGUUUCCAAAGGGCACAACUGGUCCAGAAAUGAUGAAAACAGCCAAAAAGCAGGCCAAUGACCUUGGAAUUGAGCAAAUAAAUGAGACAGUCAUUGGCAUAAAAAGCAAGGACAAUUUGUUUAUCGUACAAACAAAGAAGUUGAGUAAAUUGGCCAGAACUGUUGUAAUUGCAACAGGAGCAUCUGCCAAAAAGCUGGUUGUCCCUGGUUCUGAUACGUAUUGGAACAAGGGAAUAAGCGCAUGUGCAGUCUGUGAUGGAUUCUUUUUCAGGGACAAGGUGUGUGCUGUGAUAGGAGGUGGCGAUACUGCCCUGGAGGAGACACUCUACCUCUCAAAGAUCUGCAAGAAGGUGCUACUGGUCCACAGAAGACGUGAAUUCAGAGCACGAGCUGACAACGUAGAGAAAGCCAGAAAGAUUGAAAAUGUCGAAUUCAUCACACCCUAUCACCUGGAAAAGUGUGUUGGAGACAAUGAGAAGCUGAAUUCGAUCAUUCUCGUAAACAAUGAAACGGGUGAAAAAGAGACAAUCGAAGUCGAUGGCCUCUUCUUUGCAAUUGGUCACGUUCCAAACACCUCAUUUCUCAAAGGGGAAUCAACUGAUUUCAUCAAUAUUCGUGAAAAUGGAUAUGUCAAAACACAUCAUGGAGUCAAAUGCAGUAGAAAUGGAGUAUUCGCAUGUGGAGACGUACAGGACUUUGAAUUCAGACAGGCUGUGACUGCCGCUGCUUCUGGUUGCGAGGCUGCCCUUGAAGUUGCUGAAUUCCUUAGAAAUGAAAAUGCCUAA